Nicotiana attenuata is the source of this 2170-nucleotide messenger RNA. RefSeq lists its product as uncharacterized. Gene Ontology annotation, molecular function: protein binding. Bases 49 to 1755 code for a protein of 568 amino acids. The transcript is spliced from 12 exons. NCBI's taxonomy places the organism in Eukaryota, Viridiplantae, Streptophyta, Magnoliopsida, Solanales, Solanaceae. The record is from RefSeq and is a predicted model, not a curated record.
UAUAGUGAGCCUCGACAAACAAUCCCAAACAGAAAAAUCAAAUCCCACAUGACUCUCUGCUUGUUUUCUCCUUCCUUUCCCCGUUUCUCUUUCCCUUCCCACCGUUUCCCAAAUUUCCCUUCUGCCGCCUAUUUCUCCAAAAAUAUUACUUUUUCUUACUAUUGUUCCUCCAAGACCUUUAACUUCAAGCACAGAGCUUCAUUGAGUGAGGCUGAGGGUGAAAACAAGGUGCAGUCCGAGUUGUUAAAUGAUGAAUUGAUUAGUCGAAUUUCUGCUGCCAAAGAUGCAAGUGAGGUGUUGGAAAUAAUAUCCCAAAAGACUGGGGAAAAUGGUGGUGUUAUUAGCGCUUCUGAUUGCUGUUUGAUUAUCUCCGCCGCACUUGAUCGUAAUAAUGCUGACUUGGCACUCUCUGUCUUUGACGCUAUGCGUUCCACCUUUGAUCCUGGGACAACUGUUUCAGAAAGAGGCCCAUCCUACGAUAGAUGGAGGUGGUCAAGGCCAGAUGUUACGACAUAUACCUUGUUAGUUCGAGGACUAGCAACAUCACUGAGGGUUUCAGAUGCCCUUAAAAUCAUCGCCACUGUUUGUCGAGUGGGCAUUUCUCCUAGUGAAGAGGUUCUCUUCGGCAACAUUGUGCGUUGUCCAAGUUGCAUGAUUGCUGUUACUGUUGCUCAGCCACAAGAUGGUAUCCAGGUUGUAUCCUGUUCAAAAUGCCGCUACCAGUAUGAGCUCGUUUCGGGAAACAUAAUUAGUAUAGAGUCCGAAGAAAUUAGCGUGGAAAUUCCUGCAUGGAGAAGGGGACUAAGAUUCCUGCCAAUGAAGCAAAACAUUCCAGCUGCUGUUCAUUCUAUUGUGGUGGAGACCCCAUCAGGAAUGGCACGAACACACAGAUUUGCUACUGAAACAGUUGACCUUCCUGCACAACAAGGUGAGAGAGUGACCAUUGCUGUAGCAGCACCAGCAAAUGUUUACCGAGAGGUGGGUCCGCUAAAGUUUAAUCCUAAACCUCCAAACGUCUACCCAGGAGAACCUUUGUGCUUGACUAACCAUAGAGAUGGCCGUGAAUCACCCUUACUAAGAGCACCCAUAAAAGAUAGAGGCCCAUCUUUAUUGAACCCUUCUAUCCUCGUUCCUCUCCUUGCUGUAUUUGCCACUGGAGAUGCUGCCUCUGGAAUGAUAGAUCCCAACUUGCCUCAGAUGAUAACGGUCGCUGCAGUUUCCUCGAUCACUCUUGGGGCCACGUUAAACAGCCUGGUUUUCCCCCUAUUCAGCAAGCUUCCUCAGAGAUUAGUUGAUACCAUUGCAAUCAGGCAGCAACUCUUAUCUCAGUAUGAUGUGCUCCAAUCACGGAUAAAGGAGUUGAAAGGAUCUGCUGAGAAUGAGGUGUGGAUUUUGGCUCGCAUGUGCCAACUGGAAAACAAAAUCUAUGCUGUUGGAGAACCUUCUUAUCGGGCCCGGAAAAGUAGGGUGAAAAGGGUGCGUGAAAGCUUGGAAAGCUCCCUAAGGAGAAGGAUCGAGCUGAUUGAAAGCUAUGCAAGAAUUUCGUCCAUCAUAGAAAUUGAAGUAGAGAUGGAUUCAGAUGUUCUUGCUGCUGAAGCAGCAGGCAAUGCGGAAAAUAUUGCUGAACAAAUACAACAAAUAAUGGAGCUUGAGAAUCUUGAGGAAAAAUGGAAAAUCCAAGCAGAGGCAAACGAUGAGGCCGAAAGGCUUCUCAGUUCUGAACCCAUAACUACAGAAACGGUUUCAGAAAGAUGAUAACUACUGUGCAUAAUUGUACCAAGAGUAAAUAUCCAACCUUAGUGGUUCAUUUCAUUGUAUUUGGCAAUUUGUUAGGGACGUAUGCUGGAUCAAACAGAUGUUCAUUUCUGGGUUUCAUACGUUAUCAUUACCAGAGGCUUUCAUAAGUUUCACGAGAAGCUAGCCAGAGAUUCUGAAAUUUUCAAUUAGGAAUGGUCGUAAAGGGAAGAGAACUUGCAUCACAAGGGAUUCUCAGAACUCAGAAGUGAUCCAUACUUUACGUCUCAUUUAUCUUUCUUUUGUUGAUCUGUAAAGAUAUUGUUUAUUGGGGAAAAAACAGAAGAUGCAUCAUGUAGACUCUUUGGCGAUUAUUUGUGUAAUUCUUGAACUUCUCUUGCAAAUAAUCUUUUGAAGUUGGUACUUGUUUAGUUUA